CCUUGACGGAUUGUCAGAAAAUUCUCUACAGACAUUCAUGAUCCCCAGAAGAUGAACUUUAGCAACUUUGGUUUUGGAGUCAGAUGAGAGAUGGGAUGUGGAAAUUCCUCACCAGCCACCACCAACAACAACACCAGCAGCAGCACUGGAGGUCGUGCUGAGUCUUCAUCAAAGGUAUCAAAUGAGUCUUUGCCUGAAGACGAGAAACGGAAGAACUAUGGAGGUGUGUAUGUGGGUUUACCAACAGACCUGAGCAGCAUUCCUCAAGUACAGAUAGGAUCACUAAGAGAGGUUGACAAAGACUCGUCCCUCAGGAAGCCACUGUGGGGGAACGGACUAUAAUUUUUAAUGAAGAGCCAGGAAGCUGCAGAAGAAAGAUGCAGCAAGAAAGAGUUUGUCGAGGGAGAAGAAGAAGAAGAUGAGGCUCUCCUGGUGUCCUCCUUCAGGUUCUCAGUGGUAUUAUCAGGAGCCCACCAAGUCUCAAAAGGGAAACAGCGGCAAGACUCAGUGGAGCUAAUCUUCUCUCUCGGCGUGGUCUGUAAGGAAUUACGUGACUGUGGAGCCUGUUGUAGUGACCCUGACAAACUGGUUCUAGACUUUCAUGCUUUUAUGGAAGCGGAUGUCGACCUGGACUCAAAGAAACAUGGACAGGUUUGCUGUUUAGAUCGUGGAUGAAGGUUUUUAUUCCAAACACAGAGGACUCCAUUGGGAGCUUUUCAUUCUGCCUUGUUGGCGUCCUGUAUAUUACAGUGAAUCUCUGAGAGAAUUGACUUAGACAGUAAAAUAAUCACCAACUAUUUUGAUUAGUGAUAAUUUUAGCCAUUUUUCAAGCAAAAAUGCUGAACAUUCUCUAGUUAAACCAACAUAAUACAACUAUUUAAUCUCAAAAUCUCAGCUGCAGAAUCACUGUGAUGGUUCACUGACUUGUAACAGGGAGAAUGGAGCCUCUGUCAUUCCCACUCUGCUCCCUGAACACCUGCUCCUGCUCUGUGUAACUGUGGUGAGUAGGUAUGAUCUCCCUCUAACUGAGUGACAGUCAGCAGCUUAAACUGCUGUAAUCAGGUCCAGCAAGUUCAAGAGUAAUGCUGAACUGUAGAUCAGUUAAAAAGACUCUGAAGUCAUUAAAAACCAGCGUUCAUCUCUGAUAUCCAGCCAGGAAACUUUGAAAAUAUCAAGAAUUAUGAAGAGAGUUUGGUGUGUUUGUUACAGUGACAGGCCAAGUGAUAAGUAAUAAAAAUCAUAAGCAAUAAAUAUAGUAAUAAGUAAUAAAAUAAUUAACUGAUAAUUCUAGGUUGCAGCCCUAGUGAGUGGUACUAAGGAAAACAUGGAUAUCAGAUAAAGAAUAUGGUAAACAUGAUAUAACAAGUCUGAUAUGUAAUAUUUUUCUUAUUGUCAACAAAUCCCAUGAAAAGACCAAAACCAACAUUAAAUGUCUCCUUCAAAGUA
Lates calcarifer (barramundi perch) is the source of this 1446-nucleotide messenger RNA. Its product is annotated as overexpressed in colon carcinoma 1 protein homolog. The transcript is spliced from 7 exons. The record is from RefSeq and is a predicted model, not a curated record. Bases 91 to 342 code for a protein of 83 amino acids. Lineage: Eukaryota; Metazoa; Chordata; Actinopteri; Centropomidae.